Messenger RNA from Manihot esculenta (cassava), 2130 nucleotides. Its product is annotated as probable protein phosphatase 2C 47. The transcript has 4 exons. Gene Ontology annotation, molecular function: cation binding; protein serine/threonine phosphatase activity. The record is from RefSeq and is a predicted model, not a curated record. Bases 602 to 1756 code for a protein of 384 amino acids. Gene Ontology annotation, biological process: protein dephosphorylation. NCBI's taxonomy places the organism in Eukaryota, Viridiplantae, Streptophyta, Magnoliopsida, Malpighiales, Euphorbiaceae.
UUCGCGGAGAAGCCUGAACUGCUAAUAAACCAACGGAGAACACAGGGCCACCUCUGCUUGUGCAGAAAACCACGUACGUGUCAGCAACCCAUCUCCUUUUCGAUCGCUACAAUGGCGACCGCAAAACUUGCAAUCAACACUCAACCAUCCACAUGCUGUAAACUUUCUCUUUCCUCUCAAUGGUUCUCCAUUCCCUACUUAUAUGCUAUGGUUUUAACCUUUAAGCCUCUUCUCUCUUCUCAUUUUUUCACAUGGAUAGGAUAGCACUUCUCUAAUCUUUCAUAGUUUCUUCUUUUGGGAUUUUUUUUUUAUCUGGGUUUUCUUCUGAAUUUUGAUUUGAGUGGGAAGUUGCAAGAAGGAUAGCUUUAAUUUUACUGGUUGGAUGGCAAAUUCUUGAUUAGGGUUCAUCUGAAUCUUGGAUCCAGUGCUGGGCUUGCAACAGUUGGUGACAGCUAUUAUUUGCUGUCUGGGACCUUGGGAUUUAUCUACAAAAUGGCUUGUCUUUAAGCCAGAGGUGUGUCCAGCUAAUAGCAGUUGUUUCAGUUUCAUAUUUUAUUUUAUUUCUGUGCUUUUGGGAUCAAGGAUGGAUUAAGCUUAAAAAAUGGCUUCAGCAACUGGUGUUUCACGUCAGAUACCAACAUGGGAGGUUGGAUGUACUACCAGUAAUGGCAGUUUGCCUGCCAUGGACAAUGACAACGAUGAUACUUCCGAGAAUUUGAGCCAAUCUAAAUCUGGAAAACCUCCAAGAAACCUCUCUUGCAUGAGGCAUUGCAGCAGCACAGCAUUUUUGACAGAUCCUGAAUUAGAUGUUGGAAUUAUCUGCUUGAAGUCACCAUCAACUGAGAAUUCUGGAUUUCUACCUAUAUUUCGCUCAGGAAGCUGUUCUGAGAAAGGACCAAAGCAAUACAUGGAGGAUGAGUACAUAUGCGUGGACAACCUACAUCAAUAUCUUGCUACAGCUGUAAAAUUUCCUGCUCCUGGAGCAUUUUAUGGGGUGUUUGAUGGGCAUGGUGGCAUUGAUGCAGCAUCAUUUACCAGAAAGAACAUUCUUAAUUUUAUCGUUGAAGAUUCACAGUUUCCAUCUGGCACAAAAAAAGCAAUUAGGAGUGCCUUUGUGAAGGUUGAUCAUGCACUUGCUGAUACUAAAGCUGUUGAUAGUUCCUCUGGCACUACUGCUUUAACAGCUCUUAUCUUGGGAAGGACUAUGCUCAUCGCAAAUGUUGGUGAUUCUAGAGCUGUGUUGAGCAAACGGGGAAGAGCAUUUGAGCUGUCAAAAGACCACAAACCUAGCAGCACCUCUGAGAGACUGAGAAUUGAGAGACUAGGGGGCGAAAUUUAUGAUGGCUACCUUAAUGGCCAAUUAUCCGUGGCACGUGCUCUUGGUGAUUGGCACAUUAAGGGUGCUAAAGGUUCAAAAAGCCCCUUGAGUGCCGAGCCAGACUUGGAAGAGAUUAACCUGACAGAAGAACAUGAGUUUUUGAUAAUUGGUUGUGAUGGUUUGUGGGAUGUGAUGAGCAGCCAGUGUGCAGUCACAAUUGUGAGGAAGGAACUCCUGAUCCAUAAUGAUCCUGAGAGGUGCUCAAAAGCACUUGUGAAGGAAGCACUCCAGCGCAACACGUGCGACAAUCUGACAGUGGUUGUGGUCUGCUUCUCUCCUGAUCCACCUCCUAAGAUUGAAAUGCCUAAAUCCCAUAAAAGGAGGAGUAUAUCAGCUGAGGGGCUGGAUCGUCUCCAAGGCAUCUUGGAUGCUGCUUGAACAAAAACUCUGCUUGCUUCUUGUAUAAAAAAGGUUCUGCUCGUGAGGGAUUUUUCCAAGUCAGUUGUGCUAGUCUGUCACCUGCAGCAGCAGCUGGAAAAGGCUGAUUUCUUGAACCUAAACAUCCUGUAUAUUUGAGAUACUUAUUUUGAUGGGUUAUUUUGUUUUUACUUUGUAGUGCAGAUUGAGUCGUUGCAGUUAUGUUUGUGCCAUUUGAGUUGAGCUCCUGAAUUGGCCCUGCAGUCUGCACAUGAGAACAAGAAAGAUGUGUCUAUUGCAAAAUAAUGCAUUAGAAUAGCAAUGACACGCCAAUUUUGAAAGUAGAAUAAGUUUGUAUAAAAGCUUUAAUGAGCAAAUGUAUUUUUCUUUUUUCA